AUGACAGAUAGGGCGAGCAGCAGAGGAACCAAGGCGAUGAGGUACAUGAAGUCACCUUUCAAGAUGUUGAUAAAGGUAAAGGACAUGUAUGUCCGCGCCAUGAUCCGGUGCUCUACUGGCAUGGCCGGUAUGGAUACAGGGUAUCCUAUGCAGCAUAGCUUCAUUCAUCCUGAGAGCUUCAGGGUAUACUCUACAACAGCCUCCUCAAGUUCAAGUGGCGAUGACUUCAAGGAGCUUGUGAAGACUGCGUCGCUUAAGAUCAGACCAGGUGGGAGUGGAGUUGAUGUUGGUGUGGAAGCAAAGAAUGUGCCUACUCCGAGAAGUCGCAGUGUCGGAAUGCCAACAAUCAAGGAAGAAGAUGAAUUCGACGAGGAGUUUGUGUCUGGAUAUGAUGAUGGUGAUAUCAUUAUGAAGGUCAAUCCCCUUCUUUCACAAAGUAGAAGCUGUGUCAUUCGUAACGGAUCGAGUAUGUUUUAA
Messenger RNA from Lathyrus sativus (Indian pea), 477 nucleotides. NCBI's taxonomy places the organism in Eukaryota, Viridiplantae, Streptophyta, Magnoliopsida, Fabales, Fabaceae. The record is from the annotation of a GenBank genome assembly.